Molecule: messenger RNA, 1164 nt
Organism: Meloidogyne enterolobii
Lineage: Eukaryota; Metazoa; Nematoda; Chromadorea; Rhabditida; Meloidogynidae
Source: the annotation of a GenBank genome assembly
AUGAAUUAUGUAGAAGAUAUUGCGAAUGAGAUAAAUUCUACAGGAAAUGCAGCUAAAAUAGAUAAGACAACAAAUAAUAAUAUAAAAAUUAAUGGGCCUUCCAAAAAACAAAGAAAAAGGCGGAACAAGAAAGCUAAGAAAACAAAUAAAAAUAAUAUUGAGGAAGAUAAGCAAAACAUAGAAAGCGAUGUUGAGAUAAAGGAUGAGGAUUUGGAUUUAAAUGAAGAAAUAAUAGUGGAGGAUAAUAUUGUGUUGGACGAGGAAAAUGAAGUGAAUGAAGAAAACGAUGAUGAUGAUGAUUGGCAAAUGAAUAAAAAAGAUCAAAUGAAAAAGAGAAAGGAUGAGAAGAAAAAAAUCAGAGAAGAAGAAAGAUUGAGGAAAUUAAAAAUAAAAGAGGAUGAAGAUAUUAAAUCAUUACUAGCUUUGAAUAAUAGUAAGAAGAUGGAUUUAAAAAAUUAUUUAAAUAACAAAAAUAUAAAAAUUAAAAACUUUUCGGAUAAUGAAGAAGUUGAAGAUAUGGAAGAUGAAUUGAAAGAAGAAAACAAUAAAAAGCUGAUAGAAGAAGGAAACAAAGAUUUGAAGGAGGAAAAGAAUGAAGAUUUGAAAGAAGAAUUAGAAGAAGAAAGGAUUGCAGAUUUGGAAAAUAAUGAAGAAUUAAAUGAAGCUAACGAGGAUCUACUGAGGACGAAUGAUAAGAAAUUAUUUAAAAAUCCCAAUAAGGAUGAAGAGAAACAUGAUAUAGUAAAUAAAAAAGAGAAAAAUAUUUUGAAAAAUGGGGAAGAAGACGAUAAUAAUGAUCCAUUUACUGAAGGAAUUUCAAAAGGAAAUCAUAAAAACUUCAAAGCAUUUCCAAAAUUUACACCUUUUCAUCCAAGAAUGUUUUUAGAGGAAAAAGCACUAUUCGAAGCGUAUGAAAAAUUUAUUGGAGGUAAAGGAGAUCCAAAAAAAAUAAUUCCAGCGUUGGAAAUUGGAGUGAUUAUUGAUGAAAUUAAACAACGUUUUGUUUACGUUGAAAAAUUUAAACAAAAUAAGAUUGAAAAAGAAGUAAAUAGUGAAGAAUAUAAAAAUUCAUCAAGAAAUUUAUUCGGAAGUUUAGGAGGUAGGGAUUUGAUACUUGACUGUUAUCUGCUCUCAUUUUGUUUUACACUUGACUUCUUUUCGUAA